AUAGCGGACCCGGUCUCGGAUUCAAAUUGCUUUGCUUCUUCUUCUCAUGAGGAAGGAGAGGGAGGAGCUGAGUAAGAAAAGAGAUGGCGGAGAGUGAAUACAGAUGCGUGGGAUGUGGGUUUAGGGUUAAGUCAUUGUUCAUUCAAUACUCUCCGGGCAACAUUCGUCUGAUGAAAUGCGGAAACUGCAAGGAAGUAGCAGACGAAUACAUCGAGUGUGAACGCAUGAUUAUUUUCAUUGAUUUAGUUCUCCACAGACCCAAAGUAUAUAGGCACGUCCUCUUCAAUGAAAUCAAUCAAGAAACCGUUAAUAUUCAGCAUCUGUUGUGGAAGUUGGUCUUCGCGUAUAUUCUUCUAGAUUCGUAUAGAAGCUUGCUACUGGGAAGAACUAAUGAGCAAACGAGCUUGGUUCUGAUAACUGUGAAGGUUCUAAUCGACGUCCUGUCUACAAAUUUUGCAUUUCUCUGCUCUUUUGCCCUUGCUGCUAAGAGUUUGCUAAAUGAAGUUUCCAGAAAAAGGGAGAUUCUUUUGGGGAUAUUAAUUUCAAGUUACUUCAAGAUCUUUCUGCUAGCGAUGCUGGUAUGGGAGUUCCCAGUGACAGUGAUCUUCAUUAUAGAUAUACUUGUCCUAACAUCCAACUCCAUGGCUCUUAAAGUGAUGACUGAGUCAACCACGAGCAAAUGCAUAGCUGUAUGCUUAAUCGCGCACACAGUUAGAUUCUUGGUAGCCCAGGUCUUUGAGCCAACAACAUUCUUCACACAGUUUGGGUCUCUUGUAUAUCUGUCUUCUUUGUUCAGAAUCCUAUGAUUCCACCGAUCAUCUUCCACUACUGUAAUCUUUUUCUUUAGAAGAAAAGAGAACCUUUGCAGUUAGCAAUUUAUCACUACAAAUGUAUUGGAUUACUAUGUACUCAGAUAUUACUUAGUCCACUUAAAGAGUUGAAUCAGGCCUUUAC
Raphanus sativus (radish) is the source of this 954-nucleotide messenger RNA. Its product is annotated as protein ARV 1. NCBI's taxonomy places the organism in Eukaryota, Viridiplantae, Streptophyta, Magnoliopsida, Brassicales, Brassicaceae. The transcript has 9 exons. The record is from RefSeq and is a predicted model, not a curated record. The coding region runs from base 84 to 806 and encodes 240 amino acids. Gene Ontology annotation, biological process: regulation of plasma membrane sterol distribution; sphingolipid metabolic process; intracellular sterol transport. Gene Ontology annotation, cellular component: cortical endoplasmic reticulum; Golgi apparatus.